Messenger RNA from Serinus canaria (Common canary), 3817 nucleotides. It is a transcript of the gene SPATA7, whose product is annotated as spermatogenesis associated 7. The transcript has 12 exons. Gene Ontology annotation, cellular component: photoreceptor distal connecting cilium; axoneme; ciliary basal body. The coding region runs from base 55 to 1749 and encodes 564 amino acids. Gene Ontology annotation, biological process: protein localization to photoreceptor connecting cilium; protein localization to photoreceptor outer segment; microtubule cytoskeleton organization. Lineage: Eukaryota; Metazoa; Chordata; Aves; Passeriformes; Fringillidae. The record is from RefSeq and is a predicted model, not a curated record.
CCGCCGCAGCCGCCGAGCCCGGCCGGCGCCGCCCCCUCGGGCCCGGCCGGGAGCAUGGGGCUGAGGAUGCAGGCCGGCAGCAGGCGGAGCCAAGCUAAAAUGAAUGAAUGCUCAGCUCUUGUCAUUCCCAGAUGUGGUCCAGCAAGUCCAUUUAAAGGACACUUAAGUAAUAAAAGUAAUGCUUUCUGCAUUGGCUCCUCUCGAAAUCUAGCUAGCCAAUACCUGGUCAGAGAUCACAUGGUGGUUCAUUAUAACAGAGUUCUUUCAGCCAAAGCAGCUGUAGACUGUUCUUUGCCCAAAAGUAGGCUGGCCAGCAUCAAACUUGCUGACCAGCAAAGAAGAGAGAAACUGAAAAAGAAGAUAGCCAGGUGUAGAGACAAGUUAAGUGUGUGUGAAGCUGCCUCUCCAUCCCAUCCAAGAGACAGAGGAAGGCUGCUGCAAUCCUCUUUUAGAAAGAGUCUCUUGGAAACAGAAGAUGGUGUCUCAGCCUCUGCUGGGCAGGCACAGUACCUACCAGGAGCACCAUCUUCUUAUGGCGAGGAUUGCUUGGUUCACUCCAGUCCAGGGAAAUGCAGGAGACAUUCUCACAACACAGCCGGGGCAUCUUACUCCUGUGUCUGUGUGUCCCGGGCACCAGGCAGACGCUCUGCACUCCUCCGCAGUCACUCCAUCGAGAGUUUUGUGAGCAUUGGUUGUUCCCAGAGGUGCCAAGGAUACCACCCCCAUGCCAGAGGCGGGGACCUUCUAGAGAAGCACUCGGAAUGCUUCACUAAGAGCCACAAACCUUUCACUCCACGCACCUUAAUAUCAGAUGCUAAAUCUUCCCUGUCAGAGUACAGGUUUUACACUCCUGCUCAAAGGAGGAAGAAAAAUCGCCGCAAAAUACAGCUUGUGGAAGCUCAAACACAGACUGAUAUAAGCAGCUUUUCAUCUGCAGACCAAGUGCCUGUGAGAAAAGUUACAGGUGAAAAGCAGAAGAUCAAAUCAAAGGCUGAAGAUAUAAGAUAUACUUUGGAUGAGCCUGAGAGAGGAGUGGAUGGUUUUCAGCACUGCGACCCAAGAGAGACAUCAUGGUGUCCUCAGAAGUCUUCACCAAAGAGAACUGACGAUGCUGAAGAAGAGGAACUUUUGUAUUUAACUUUCAUUGAAGAAGUAACAAAUGAAAUUCUUAGACUUGGCAUAUUUUCUAGCAGGGUUCUGGAUCAACUGUUUGAGUGUCAUAUAGAAGAAAAUAAGAACCGCCUUGAUGAGGGCAAAAUGCGCCAGAUGUUGGUUGUGCUGAAAUCAGACCUUGGCUGCAACCAGGACAGCGACACAGAGCCAAUCCAGGCAGGUCAGGAAGCCUCGGGCCCAGUGGAGCAGCAGGAGUGUGAUACAAGAGAAGAGCUCGAGUUUAGCCUGUGUAAAGAUCACAGGCUCAGGAGAGCUACAAAAAAUGAAGAAUUCCUUGAGACCAGGGACUUGUCAUUAAAGAAACCAAACAAAUGUGGAUCACUGUCCUGGAGCAAAAGGUCAAGGGAGACACGGGGCAAGGAGGACUUCUCAGAAGAUAGCACAGAAAUGAUGGGUGCUGGGAAAGAGUCUGAUUUCCGUGGUGUGGUAUUUGAAGAACACCUGGACGCUUCACCCACCCGUGAGGCAGCUUCAAAUUUGUUUGUUUGCGACAGUGAUUUCGAAGUCAGUAAGGAACUUGAUGAACUUGAUGAAAACUUUGCAGGGGCCCUUCACAUUUCACCUAGGUAUUCAUAACUGUAACCAAAACUUACCUGUUAGACAGGGAUAGAGCUCUUUCUGUGGUGAACUGCCAUUUAUCAACCAAUAGUAAGUUGUUAGGUUUAUUUUGAGUUAUUUCUGUUUAAAUACUGCUAAGAUCUCUGUAGCAGGAUACUAUUAAUUGGACAUUAAUCUCUGUGUAAAUUAGAUCUUAAAGGAUAAAGAGUCAGUUAAGGAUCAGUUAUCAGAAGAAUUUUUUGUAUUUUGCCCAUAAUUGUAUAACUCAAACUUGAGAAUAUUAAAACUAGAUUUAUAUUUUUAGAGCUUUAAUAAUAAGUUAUGAUUUUUUUUAAUUUAAAUAAAUUAAUUGAUAGCGCAGUUGUGAUCCUGCUAUAAAGAUCUGAGAUGUUGUAGUCUGCAAGAAUUCAACAACUUAACAUAAACUUAACAUCAAAUAAUGUCCUCUUCCAGAAUGGACAAGCAGUUCCACCAUGUAGUGUACUAUGUUACCAUUUGCAGAAGCCCACCAAUGAAAAAUCAAACUAUUUCACAAGAAGAAAAUCCAAAUUUUAACAGAUCUAUGUAGAUUAAUGACUGCAGUUUUUUAUUUUCAGUUCUUUACUGAAUGUGACUGCUAUGUUCAAUUUCUUGCACUAAUGAAAGCCAUGGCAUAGCAUUCUGCAUCAGACUUUGGUUUUGGAAAAGGAUUAAAUUACUUACUGUUUGGUGACUAGGACUGUGUAGAAGAAGACACAGCAGGCACCUUGUACAGAAAAUGGAAAAGAGGUGGUGGUGGUUUAAGUUUAAAUUGAAGUUAGUACAUGCAAUGUACAAAAUCAACCCAAGUGUCAUUGUUUAAUCAGAGUACAGCUAUUGCCUGACAUUCCUGUUGCUGCAGAAUGGGCUUAACAGGUUCUGAGGAAAUGCUGACACAUGGUUACAUUGUCUUGCUGUAGAUGAGGAACUAGGAGAGGUGUUAGGAACCUGGAUAAAGCCUGUCCUCUGACAUCUCCUAGGGUCAGUUUCUAACCCUCUUCCUCCAAGGACAAGCCCAAGCUGUACCAGUUCUUACAAAACAACUGCCACCACCUGUCUCCCCUGUGCCUCGUGAGCAUCAACCAAAGUCUGUGACUGUUGGCCAGAGAACCCAUUGCAGCUUAAAAGAGCUCCAACAGACACAGACCACUGCUUCACUUACGAAGCACAAACUUUUAGACAAAAAGCAAACGUCAAAAAACAGCUAGAGGAAGGCAGUCAGAGAAAAACAUAUUUGGCACAAUCAGCACUGCCGUGCAGAAUGCAAUUCCCAAAGGAAGCAAAAGGCACUUUCCUGGGUGCCUUGUCCACAAUAAUAAAUUGCACUUGUUGACAAUGACAGGAGACCAGAGUUUAUUUUAGCCAGAUACAUGUGGCUGGGCAGAUGGGCACCAGUUGGCUGCCUUGUAAGCCUGGCCUGCAGCAUGAGUGCUCUGGCUCACUGAAAAUCAGGUGAGAUAAUGUGAGGACUUCUACAUUCUCCCAUCAGAGCCUGUCUUGUUGAAAAUAUGUGACCACCGGGCUGAGUCAGUGCAGUGCAGGGAGGGUUUGUCCUCAAUCACAAGUGAUCACAGACCUCCUCCCAUCCUCAAGGAAACUCCAUCUCUGUUCCUUACCCAAGGUAGCUGAACAGAAAGGAUGCCCUAGGAAACUUGUUUCCACUUUACGAAGAAUUCUGCCCCACAGGAACUGGUUCAAAAACUAAAGAGCAUGGUUAGAUGCCUUCAAGUAUAAAGCCUCUUUGCUCGUCAGCCAGGACUUCACCCAUUCUUCGGGCCCUCCACUCCAAGUUCUCCAUUUUUGGUCAAUAAUAGGAAUUUAGAGUUUUUUUCCCUUCCUAUCGCUAUGCUUGUGACUUGUACAUCAUAAAAAAUGUCACUUUGGCUUCUGGUCUGCAUGAGUCUGAUUAAAGAUUAGUAAGAAUUUCACAUUCAAAUUCUGUAAAUUAAAAAAUACUGUAGGAAAACACUACAGCAGUGAACCUCACAGAUAGGCACAAGUAAUGGCAUACUCAUUUCCUGUAACAUAAGUACAAGUAACAUAAAAAUAAAUAAAAAUCUUGACCAUA